This is a messenger RNA of Macrosiphum euphorbiae (potato aphid), 1062 nucleotides long. Lineage: Eukaryota; Metazoa; Arthropoda; Insecta; Hemiptera; Aphididae. The record is from the annotation of a GenBank genome assembly.
AUGUCUUGCAACUAUGCUGAUGGUUUAUCUCCGUAUGAAUAUAAAGGGGAAGUUGGUAUGAAUGAAGUUUUUGAUACUCCUGAAGUUUUGAAACAAAAGAUUUUGCUUCUUGCCGAGUGGAUCAAAAAUUCAAAAUAUACAGUUUUUCAUACAGGUGCUGGUAUAAGUACAUCAGCGGGAAUACCAGAUUUUCGAGGACCAAAAGGAGUAUGGACUUUAGAAAAAGAAGGAAAGAAACCAGAAGUUAAUUUAGAUUUCAAUGAUGCUAAACCAACAGUUACACAUAUGGCAAUCAAAAGCUUGGUUAAAAAAGAUUAUGCAAAAUAUGUUGUCAGUCAGAAUAUAGAUGGUUUGCAUUUGAAGUCAGGAUUACUUCGUCAACAUGUUUCUGAAGUUCAUGGAAAUAUGUUUAGUAUGAGAUGUAACAAAUGCAGAAGGAGUUAUGUGAGCAAAACGGCUGUAAAAACAGUUGGACAACGAUGCUUGGAUAUAAAAUGUUUUGGGAAAAAUAAGAAUGGUAAUCAAUGCCGAGGUAUAUUUUAUGAUACAAUAUUAGACUGGGAACAUCAAUUACCCACUGAAGAGCUGGAGUUAUCGGAGUUACAUUCUAAAAUGGCUGAUUUAUGCAUUUGUCUUGGAACUUCAUUACAAAUUCAACCAAUCAAUCUGGUCCCAUUUAACGCGAAGAAAAACAAAGGAAAAGUCGUUAUUUGCAAUUUACAAAAAACCAACUGUGAUCGUAAAGCAGAUUUAGUUAUUCAUACAUAUGUGGACAAUUUGAUGAAGUCUCUAAUGGAUAUCCUUGGAGUAGAAAUUGACGAAUACGACGAGAUGAAAGAUCCAACAAACAUAAAUUCUGAAACCACUGAUUGGACAAUUUAUGAAAUAGAUUUAAAAAAAGUACGAGAUAUUAAAAGAAACACUACAAAAUCUAAAAAACGGAAAAAGUCUGAUGCCAAAUUUUCUAAUACGGAGUCAGAAACAGAAUUGCCUUGUAAUAAUCAAAUUCUUAAGCCAUCAAAAAUUUCUAAACUCAAUAAUAUUGACAAUAUUAUAAAAUAA